CUACUACUGCUUAGCUGUUGGAUGUCAAACACUUUCAUUCUCCCGCUCCCCUUUUCAUAUUUUUUAUUUAUUAUAUCACAAUAAUAAUAAUCAUUACUGCUAUUUUACUUGUGUUGUGUUCAUUUCAUUUUUUGGGUUUAUCAUGUAAUGUAAUGUAUGAGUUGGUAUUUGCACGAUAUUGCAGCAGCCUUUUUCUCUUCUUUUAAUAUCUUUUAUCAGUGGAGAUUUUAUCAGAUUAUGCAAGAUUCACAGUGCAAUCUUUCUCAUCAUUACAUUUGAAUGGUUAUGGUGGAAGUGAGGGAAUUCAAUACAUUUAUGCCAUCAUCAUAGAGAGACUUUAGGCUUUAAUCCUCACAUCACAGAGCAUAAACAACUCUGCUCUUGGAUCAACACACUUCAACCUCAUUCAAAGGAUAGAGUUUCUCUUGAGAUUAUCAUCAGAUAUAUAUGAAUGCAAAGAUCUUGAAAGGCCAAAAGUAGAGAGUGUGGUAGAGGUACUACCAUGAGCGAUUUGAACGGUGAAAGAUCAAAGCCUCCAUGGAACAUAUAUCCAUCUUCAAACCCUGGUCCAUCACAGACAGGAGUUGAUGAGGAAGCUCCAUGGAAAAGCUUAGGGACAUCUAUGAGUGCUAUUUCUUUUGGCUUUGUUGCCACCGCCAUUUUGAUUUCAAUGUUUCUUAUAAUGGCCAUAUUUGAACAUUUGUUCAAACCCACCUCACAAUUCUCCACACCAGAAUCUAUGACGCGACGCUAUCAGGAGCACCCACCACUACCAACACCAAAACAGGGAAACCCACAAUCAGUUCCAGCAUGUUAUGGUUCUGAUUUCUCAGUGGUGAUGCCAGGGCAGCAAUAUCCUACCUACAUCGCUCAACCUGCUCCUCUCCCUUGUCAAAGGGAAGGGGCUUAUUGGCCUUCUCAUGAACAUCAUUUUCUAUUUAAUUAGUGCUUCUUCUUUUUUUUUAUCCUUCAAUAUGUUGCUAUCAAUGAUCAACUUUUCUUCUCUCUGUAUACAGAUACUCAGAGACCACCCACCUGUGUCAAUUUUAUACAUAAAUAUUGUAUUUAUAUGCCAAAAUGUUAAGCCAGCUUUUUCCUAGUUUGAUGUACUUCAACUUCAGCAACUAAAGUUGCACCAUAAAUGUUUCUUUUUUCUUUUUA
This is a messenger RNA of Vigna angularis (adzuki bean), 1161 nucleotides long. RefSeq lists its product as uncharacterized. Lineage: Eukaryota; Viridiplantae; Streptophyta; Magnoliopsida; Fabales; Fabaceae. The coding region runs from base 503 to 946 and encodes 147 amino acids. The record is from RefSeq and is a predicted model, not a curated record. The transcript is spliced from 4 exons.